Messenger RNA from Trypanosoma rangeli, 639 nucleotides. RefSeq lists its product as uncharacterized. NCBI's taxonomy places the organism in Eukaryota, Euglenozoa, Kinetoplastea, Trypanosomatida, Trypanosomatidae. The transcript has a single exon. Bases 1 to 639 code for a protein of 212 amino acids. The record is from RefSeq and is a predicted model, not a curated record.
AUGUCGAGUUUUCUCGUGGCGCUGAGCAAAAUGUGCGAGCAACGGGGCUCCCCCGUCGUUGUGGCUGGACUCUGUUCUGGAGUAAACAGCGACCCGCGGGAAAUCGGCCCUGUCGUCCGUGCGGCCAAAACGUUCUUGAACGUCUUGAAUACCCCGCACAGCGUCUCUGCUGGCGUCCCUCAACUGACUUCUGCCGCUGACGCUGGCGGGUUGCCGCGGCUGGAGUUGAGACUACUGGAAGUUCUAGUGCGGGUGGAGAGCGAUGUUCACGGCAACGUGCGGUACGCCUGCCACCACAUACGCAGGAUUCAGCGCCUGCAAGAGACUAUCAGGGCACACACUCUUUGCGCAGUGGAGAGGCGGCGAUGGAUGAAAAGAACGCGCCGGCUGACUACAGUGACGUACCCACAUCUUAGUGGCGCCCCCUACGAGGACGAGGAGGCGUUCAAGCGCGUCCUGCGGUCCCUGUACGGCGGGGAACAGGUGUUUGGGCCCACAAACAAGCUUCGCUACGACCUCACAGUUGCGCUGCCGUUUUCUCUUAAUAAUUCUCCUCACCAAUUUCGCAGAAUUAUUGAGAAAAAACUGCAACUGAAGGCAACCCGUCAUGUGAGACAUUUGACACCCUCGCCAAAGUGA